Molecule: messenger RNA, 525 nt
Organism: Malus domestica (apple)
Lineage: Eukaryota; Viridiplantae; Streptophyta; Magnoliopsida; Rosales; Rosaceae
Product: protein HEADING DATE 3A-like
Source: RefSeq, marked provisional
AUGCCUAGGGAUAGGGACCCCCUUGUUGUUGGACGAGUGGUUGGUGAUGUUUUAGACCCCUUCACAAGGUCUGUUUCUCUGAGGGUGACCUACGGUACUAAGGAGGUUAACAAUGGUUGUGAGCUCAAACCUUCUGAAGUUGUCCAACAACCUAGAGCUGAUAUUGGUGGAGACGAUCUCAGGACUUUCUACACUCUGGUCAUGGUGGAUCCUGAUGCACCCAGCCCAAGUGACCCCAACCUAAAGGAAUAUUUGCAUUGGUUGGUUACCGAUAUUCCAGCAACUACUGCGGCAAGCUUCGGGCAAGAGAUAGUGUGUUAUGAAAGUCCACGGCCAACAGUGGGGAUUCAUCGCUUUGUUUUGGUGGUGUUUCGCCAAUUGGGUAGGCAAACGGUGUAUGCUCCGGGAUGGCGCCAGAACUUCAAUACCAGAGACUUCGCCGAGCUUUAUAAUCUUGGAUUACCGGUGUCUGUCGUCUAUUUUAACUGCCAAAGGGAGGGCGGCUCCGGUGGAAGGAGAAGAUAA